This is a messenger RNA of Branchiostoma belcheri (Belcher's lancelet), 1091 nucleotides long. Its product is annotated as ankyrin repeat domain-containing protein 13C-like. The coding region runs from base 8 to 868 and encodes 286 amino acids. NCBI's taxonomy places the organism in Eukaryota, Metazoa, Chordata, Leptocardii, Amphioxiformes, Branchiostomatidae. The record is from RefSeq and is a predicted model, not a curated record. Gene Ontology annotation, cellular component: cytoplasm. The transcript has 9 exons.
CUGCAGAAUGGACACGACGCUGGUGGAUUUCUCAGACAUGAGGUGGCAGCGAGGAGACCUGAGCUUCAUCUUUAACGGCCACCUCAGACCCAACGUGUCCUUGGUCGUCCUCGACAACGACCUUAAGGUGUUCCAGAGAAUACGAUGUGAGGAGACAGAGAUGGAGAUAGAGGAGGAGGUGGAUGUGUUGAUGAGCAGUGACGUUGUCGCAGCUCAGAUGUCCACUAAAGCCAUCACCUUCCAACGGGCACAGACAGGAUGGGUCUUCAGGGAGGACAAAACGGAGUCAGUGGGUACAUUCUCAGCUGACUACUACCAUAUAGGUGGGAUCCUACUGGAGUCUAGGAAAAGGAGAGAACACCUGUCUGCUGAAGACCUGAAGAAGAACAAGGAGCUGCUGGACAGCCUCAGUCGGGGCUUCUUCGUGGAGAACAGCUGUGAUCAGCCGUGUGUGAGGAGGGAGUCCAUCCAGCCCCCACCCCCCUCUCCUGUCAGCUGGGAGGAGUACGUCACUGCACCUUCUGGAAGGUGGCCACACCUGGGCAGACCCAUGGUCGUCAAGGAGUCUCGGAAAUCUCUCAAGGCAACAGUUGCCAUGAGUGAAGAAUUUCCCAUCAGACUCGACAGGCUGCUGGAUGUUCUGGAGAUCAUCGCUCCCUUUAAGCACUUCCUGAAGCUGAGGGAGUUCGUGCAGUUGAAGCUGCCCUCUGGGUUCCCUGUCAAGAUAGAAAUUCCGGUCCUCCCAACCAUCACAGCAAAGAUCACGUUUCAGGACUUCCAGGCGAGAGACUCCGAUUAUUACCCACAAUCCUUCUUCCUCAUCCCAAACAACUUCAAAGAAGACCCCAACAGGUUCCCUGACUUGUGAACACACCCACGGAGCAGUGGACCUGCCCAACAUCUGCCUUGUUCUGCCUCAGUCUCGGCUGGUCCAUUUGUGGAAAAGGGGUGGUUGGUGGUAGAAUCCUAUUUUGUCCUGUAUUUUGUUUUUGCAAUAUGUGUACUUAGUAUUUUAAGUCAUACGUAUACAACAUAACAGGAAACUGAAUAUGCUUAUUGUUCUCCUAGUCAAAUUUCUUCCAGAAAACAUA